Molecule: messenger RNA, 252 nt
Organism: Fusarium coffeatum
Lineage: Eukaryota; Fungi; Ascomycota; Sordariomycetes; Hypocreales; Nectriaceae
Exons: 2
Coding region: 1-252 (83 amino acids)
Source: RefSeq, a predicted model, not a curated record
AUGUCUCACUCUCACUCCUCAAACAGGGCCACCCACGGCUCCUCGAACCGGCCCCACUCUCCACGUCCCGUCUCCGACCCCACUGUCGCCGGCGCCGGACGUCGUGACCAUACCGCUGUCCAAGAUCUGCGUACCCGCGGCAAUGCUCAGCCUCCAGCAAACAGUGACGACCUUGGCCGAGAAAUCGAUGAGAUUUGGGAGCAGGGCGACAAGCUUCCAGCUCAAAUGCCUAGACCAUCCUACGCUCGAUAA